Messenger RNA from Seminavis robusta, 690 nucleotides. NCBI's taxonomy places the organism in Eukaryota, Bacillariophyta, Bacillariophyceae, Naviculales, Naviculaceae. The record is from the annotation of a GenBank genome assembly.
AUGGACGACGCUGCAAAGGACGCGUACAUCGCCAAGUUGGAAAGUGGGAUGAAAGCAACGGUGGGUCUCAUUGCAGGUGCUACCGGCAGCAAGAGCGCCGCGAGUGAAGCUGCGUUCAUGCAGUGGCGCCGUACUUUCCCGUUGGGAGUGUUGGGCCCCGAGGACCGAGCGGCAAUGCGUUCAUUGCUGUCCAUCUCGGGCAGGGAGUUUCAUCGGCUGGAAGCCAAGUUCAAGGAGCAGAACCCCCGGUACAACUCGGCGUUGCCAGGAUUUGAUCCAACGGCGCGACGCCAGCCAAUGGUAACACCCAAAAAGGUGGUCCGCCAAGCACUGGCUGACAACACGGUGGUGCUAUCGGCAGCCAAGGCCAAGGCGGGGCAAGGGUUGGCAAGCGCCGCGUGGAACGUUCUCUACACGGGCACCCGUGAGGAGAACAAGCGUUACAACGCGACCGAGGUCUCGAAGCUGAUGACGGGUUGCGUGCUCCAGAUGAGUUCUGGAAGCAAACGGGAGCGGGAUGGAACGUUCCGUCCCAACCGCCGCAAUCGGCGCCAGGACGAUGCGGCGUAAAGCCCCACUGGGUGAGGACGGGCAUGAUAUCCAAGACGCAAAUGUCCAGGGCAGAGAACCAAAUGACAACACAUGACAGUAUGGUCGGCACGGUCAAAAGGAAACCGGGUAUAGUUCAAA